Molecule: messenger RNA, 2712 nt
Organism: Pristis pectinata (smalltooth sawfish)
Lineage: Eukaryota; Metazoa; Chordata; Chondrichthyes; Rhinopristiformes; Pristidae
Product: zinc finger protein 229-like
Exons: 6
Coding region: 965-2311 (448 amino acids)
Source: RefSeq, a predicted model, not a curated record
GAAGGUUCCAGAAGGAUGGCGAUGCUGCCUGACCCGCUGAGUUCCUCCAGCAGUUUGUUCUUUGCUGCAGGUUCCAGCAUCUGCAGUUUGUUGUCACAAUCAUCCAGGCUGGCAAUCCGGGGCUGUGCUGAGGAGGCACUGCACCUUCAGGGACAUUGCAGCUGGGCAUCAGUGAACUAAGGGGAAGGAUCACAGGCAGCAGUUCCUCCAAGUACUUUGCUGGUCCGACAGCUCAGCCAGCUCCAGGACUGUCACAGGAGCCCUCGCCGUCUCCACGCAUUGUCCAUUGGGGAGUUGCUCCCAGUGCUCUGCAAGGCAACGUCCUGCUUCAAGCAACACUAGAAGCAAGACGUGAUGCACUGGACAAUCAUCUCUUUGUUGUCUGAGGGAUCUUUCUGUGCAGGGUAUUAGAAGGGGAGGAUUUAACAACAGGAAUCUCAAACCGAACAACAUGUCAAAGUCUGACUGAGUCAAUUGAUUCAUCAGCAUCUGGUAUCACUGGUCUAAGGAUAUCAAAGGAGAAACAUUUGCCCAAUCUGUCUCUGGGAAACUUAUUUCAAACACUGCUGUGACGGUCAAGGCACUGAGACACGCAGCGGAGUCAGAUUUUCAGAACGGAGAAGGGAAAGAACAUUGGGCACUUAGAGCCAGAGAGACAUCGUCCCUUUCAUGGUGGGGAGACCUGAUUGUGCCCGUUGUGUGUGUGUGUGCAUGAGAGGUUUUGAUCAAGUGACCGAUGUGAAGGAGCGGGCAAAUAAUUUCAAGAUAACACUUUGAUCAGGACAGUAAGAUAAGAUAUCUUUAUUAGUCACGUGUACAUCGAAAUAAGUUGAUCACUGGAAGAAAGUUAGCUGUCCCAGCUGGAAACUUGUGCGUUCCAUUGGUGAGAGGCCUUAACGUGCUGUGUGUCUAGGAAGUGGCUCACUGAUUUAUCCUCCUGUUUAACACCCUUGCCUCCACACCGAUGAACCCAUUUCAGUGCUCCAGCUGUGGGAAAGGCUUUAAGCGAUCCAGUGCUCUGGUGAGGCACCAGCGGCUUCACACCGGGGAGCGACCGUUCACCUGCUCUGACUGUGGGAAGGGAUUCAGCCAUUCAUCUCGGCUGCUGACCCACCAGCGGGUCCACACCGGCGAGAGGCCGUUCACCUGCUCCGAGUGCGGGAAGGGGUUCACUCGGUCAUCCAUUCUGCUGACCCACCAGCGAGUCCACACCGAGGAGAGACCGUUCACCUGCCUGGAGUGCGGGAAGGGGUUCACUCAGUCCUCCCAUCUGUUGUCGCACCAGAUAGUCCACACUGGGGAGCGGCCGUUCACCUGCUCCGAGUGCGGGAAGGGAUUCACUCAGUCGUCGCAUCUGCUACGGCACCAGGUCGUUCACGCCGGGAAGAGGCCGUUCACCUGCUCCGAGUGUGGGAAGGGAUUCACUCUGUCAUCCAACCUGUUCACACACCAGCAGCUUCACGACAGAAAGCGGCCGUUCCCCUGCUCUGAGUGCGGGAAGGGAUUCACUCGCUCGUCCAGCCUGAUGAGGCACCAGCGGGUCCACACAGGGGAGAGGCCGUUCACCUGCUCCGAGUGCGGGAAGGGAUUCACUCAGUCAUCCCAUCUGUUGACACACCAGCGAGUUCACACUGGGGGGAAAGCAUUCCAGUGUUCCGACUGUGGCAAACUCUUUAAGCUAUCCAAUGCCCUUAUUACACACCAGCGCAUUCACAGCGGGGAGCGGCCGUUCACCUGCUCCGUGUGUGGGAAGGGCUUCAUUCAGUCCUCCUCUUUACAGACGCACAAGCGGAUUCACACCAAGGAGAGGCCAUUUACGUGCUCCGAGUGCGGGAAGGGGUUCACACAUUCGUCCCACCUGCUGAGGCACCCGCGCGUCCACACCGGGGAGAGGCCCUUCACCUGCUCCGAGUGCGGGAAGGGAUUCGCUUAUUCUUCCCAACUGCUGAGACACCAGCGAGUCCACACCGGGGAGAGGCCAUUCACCUGCCCCGAGUGCGGGAAGGGCUUCACUCAGUUAUCGUCCCUGCUGACGCACCGGUCGACCCACAGCGGGGAGAGGCCGUUCACCUGCUCCGAGUGCGGGAAGGGCUUCAGCCACUCCUCCUCCCUGCUGAGACACCAGUCCACUCACACCGGGGAGAGGCCGUUCACCUGCUCCGAGUGUGGGAAGGGGUUCACCCAGUCCUCCAACCUGCUGACCCACCAGCGGGUCCACACUGGCGAGAGGCCAUUCACCUGCUCUGAGUGCGGGAAAAAGUUCGGUGAUUCUUCUCAACUGCUGAGGCACCAGCGGACUCACACUGGAUAGAGACUCUUUGCCCCCACUGGGCAUUGGAAGGGAUUUGCUGAAUCAUCUAAACUGCCAGUGAAGCAGGAGGAAGGUUAAACGUGUCGUCUGUGGAAUAUUGAAAGGUCGCCGCUGCCAAGACACCAGUCCUGCGUUGGAUUCCGCAGGCACGGUAGUGUAGCGGUUAGCGUAAUGCUUUACAGCGCCAGAGACCCGGGUUCAAUUCCCGCUGCUGUCUGUAAGGAGUUUGUACGUUCUCCCCCGUGUCUGCGUGGGUUUCCUUCGGGUGUUACGGUUUCAUCCCACAUUCCAAAGACGUACGGGUUGGGAAGUUGUGGGCAUGCUAUGUUGGCGCCGGAAGCGUGGCAACACUUGCGGGCUGCCCCCAGAACACUCUACGCAAAAGAUGCAUUUCACUGUGU